Molecule: messenger RNA, 471 nt
Organism: Alternaria postmessia
Lineage: Eukaryota; Fungi; Ascomycota; Dothideomycetes; Pleosporales; Pleosporaceae
Exons: 2
Coding region: 1-471 (156 amino acids)
Source: RefSeq, a predicted model, not a curated record
AUGACCACAUUUCUAAGCGGGCUGCUACGAUUUGGUGCGGACGCUGGUGUCAAUUAUACGUCACGCGCAGUUGAAGGACUUGUAGGUGUGCAAGUUGAUGGCACUAUCUGGAGCGGAGGCGCGGUUCGGGUCGGUGGAGGGCCAGAGAUCAGGGGCGGAUUAGGUACUAAGAGCGCAGUAUCCUGGACUGGUACCACGGAUUUCGUAUAUGCAUAUAAACUGAGUGUGGUCCGCACAUUGUGGGAAGAGGUGGCAACUGAGCGCAGUCUCAGGGCCAAGGUCAAGUGCUGUUCUGUGAACAGCGGGUCUGAGAAGAGCGAGUCUGAGGAAGAUGACUAUGGAGUUCCUCUAGACGUGGAGCAUCCAGAUGACUUCAAAAUUCAGCUCAAGGAGGAUCAGAAUGAGUUCGAGGUUGAGCUUGUGGAGGAAGAUGAUAUUGGGGUUAUCUACAAUAUUCCUGUAGGCCAAUGA